AUGGAGAAUGCAAGACCUCUGAUCAAUACCUCAGAGACCAUACCUGAAUGCGCUUCAGGUGGGCCUCCUUCCUCUACUGAAACACAGGAGGAGGAGGAGGAAGAGGGAGCAUCGCUGCUGGAGGGUGCCACAGCUCCAAGCGAUAGCUCAGAGACUGCACCUCAGUGCGUGGCUGGUGAUUCUUCCAAGAAGUCAAGGAGGAAGAAAAAGAAGAGGAAUAAAGCAAAGAAGGGUCCUUGCAGCUCUGGGGAGCAGGACUCUCUGCCUCCUCUAAGCACAGCACCAGCUCAAACCACAGAAUUGCCUGAUACAUGUGUUAUUCCACCAGAAAUCCAAACCCCGGGCAGUGGAGUAGCCAAACCAGGUGCUGAUUUACUUGCUGGUGACAGUGGAGGCGCACAUGAAAGCGACAGCGCAUUGGGUCACUUAGGAAAGGAAGCUGGAAGUCUGGAAGCGGUUGCAGAAGGUGGUCACAGCAGCAUAGAUGUGAUGACCCCACCAAAGCAGAGCAGCACGGAUAAUGCGGCAGCCCCAUCUCCAAGCUCUGCAGCCCCAAAGGAGAAGGUGGGGGGUGGAAGUACCACAAAGUGCAGAGAAACAGUCAAGAGUAAUGUGGAAGGGUGCAGUCGUGCCCCUGAUGCCAGCCAGCUUCCAGAAACUAGACCAGAUUCCCAGUCCAUGGGUAACAGUAAGAAACUGGCCUCAACAGGGGGGAAAGCGAGCAUUUCCUCUGGGGCAUCCCCUGGGAUGGAAUCGCCUAAAAGUAAGCCUGCAACUCCUUCUGCUGAACAUCGAAGUCAAGACACAAAGACUCCACCUGUGGUCAAAAGCUGCCAGGCUGGGAAGGAUAAAGACACCAGGCAGAAAGUGAGGUGUUCGACUUCCAAGAAUGAAGACACAAAGGAAAAGAAGACGACCCCAAGUGGGAAAGUAGACAAAGUAACUGAGAAGGCAAGUCAAACUGAGGUUGCUAGCAAGCAUGAUGCUUCAGCUGUAACAGACAGUUGCAAGGACAAAAAGCAACAAAGGAACCAGAAACCUGUGGAUAAGAUUAAAGAAAGUUCUGUGAACCGAAGUGAUGGUGUUACAGUAUAUUUCCACGCAAUAUUAUCCAAAGAUUUCAAACUAAACCCUCAGAUCCAUAAAGUGUUCAUCAGGGCCGGAGGCAUUUCUCCCUACGCAAACUGGAAUGACAACAUUUGUGAGCUGAACUGCAGCAAGCAUCUAGAAGAACAUGGAUACCUCAUUGAAGGCACUGUAACUCUUGCAAAAGAAAAUUUGAAUAAAUACAUUCCUUACAAAUACUGGGUUACCAGUGGUGGAGGGCAGUAUGAAUUUAUUUACAAGCGUUCAGUAGCAAAUACUCAUGUGAAUCGCUGCUUAUUCAUAAGAAGCGACUUGCUCAACAACGGAGAAUGGCAUCAGUAUGAUGAUAUUGUGUGUGCAAAGUCUUCUGUAGUGAAGAACCUUUGGAAUAUACUUUCUCGCGAUAAAAGCAAAGAAGUGGUGGAAGGGAAGAUGAUAGCUGCAAAUAUUAUGUUAGAAAACAUCUUCAGCAUUCUUGGAACCUGGAGUCCCGACAACCUGAGAAACUUCCUCUUCCAGCUGAGACAGUUUCAUGUCGUUACAACAGACCCACGCGUAUAUGACAGCAGGGAAAUGCCAUGGACAGAGUUAAACUUUGGCACACAGCAGGUGAAUGAUUUGCUGCUCAAAUACAUGAGGAAAAUAGCUCUUCCUUUCCUUGCACCAAAAGGUGCAGAAGCAGCGGAGGAGGACAUAGUAAUAAAAAGUAAACUAGCUCUGGGGCUCACCAUUCUCACAGUAGUUGAAAUCCUCAAGCUGCCAGUAUUUAAAAGCGAUCUGGCUGGCCUGUGUAGCCUCCUGUGCUUGGAUAAGAUGUCACAACAAGCCACACUGGAUGAAAUCCAUCAUAUCAAAAAGACUUUUGCAGCAGUUACUAGUUUGGAGGGUCACCUGAAAAACUUGUGCCAGAGAUGCAUUGAUGACCAAGUAGCCCAGUGGGUGUGGAUUCUUCCUCUUCUGCAUUUCUUUGCUGCUCCUUUGCAGCAUGACUGCUUGCAGACAGAAGAAGAUACCUGGGCGGGGCUGGAAGGGCUUCCAUUUGCAGAAACAAGGAAGAAGCAAGAUAGGGGGAGCCUGCUGCAACUAAUGAAAGAAAAGAAAUACUUGAUGGAAUUUGAUAGGAUUCUGGUCAAGUCCUGGAUCUGUGUGCUGCCCCUGGAGAGCCUGGCUGAAUUUAUAAAAGACUUCUCCAGUGGUUUGUUAGCUAGUCUUCAAGGUGUUUGUUACCGAUUAGAGAACAUUGACCUUUCGUGGAACAGUUCUGAGGUAGUAGAGAGUCUUCUAAAGACACUGCUGUGUGCCUUGGAUGAGGAACAGGCCAGAGGUCUGGAAGCUUGCUCUUGGCAGUCCUGCUUAACCUGUUGCCUCAAGCUGCACAAGAGGGUCUGCAAGUACGCGAAGUCGGGGCGGUGGUUCAUGAUUCCUGCCACUUCUGCCAUGAUGAUUUCAAAAGUUGCCAAACUUCAGCCCUCAGCAGUUCCAAGAGAUGCUGUGCAGGAUGUUCCAGUGGUAGAAGUAUUCAGUGAAGCCCUGAGAGAUACUCGAACCUGGUUCAGAAAUGCUUUAAACCAGAAGUUAUUGGAAAAAAUUGUGGAGUGUGUGACGUUCUCUUUUUAUUGGGAACUUCAGGCUUGGGAUGAAUUUGUGAAGAUCAGCUUUCCAGAUGAACAGUUCACUGAGAGGUGGAAGAAGACUUUACUUGCAGAUCUGGCGAGAAGAAUUCAGGAGGAGCCUCCAGUUAACCAAAUCUUAGCCUACUGCUGUCAGCACUACCAGCUUACUGAAGUUGACUCUUCCAUUGACCGGUGUUUCCUUAAUUGUGCCACAGAGGCUGUAACUGCAGCUUGCCAGACUCAGAACAAUCUCCUUGAGAAGAUAUCUUCCUACAACAUGAGCCAAUUCAGCCAGCUUGUAUCAACUAUUAUUGUGAAGUCAUGGCCAAUCAAGAGUGGGCAGUCUGAGGAUGAUUUUGAUGAGUUUUUGCACCACUUGCUUACAUGGCCUGACAUCAAACAUAUCUUCAGCUUUAAUGGAACAAACACAAAGCUCCUAGAAAAACUUACAGAUGAAGCAAAGAAUGUAAUGGCCACAGCAGACUCUGUGUUUAUGAGUGUCACCGAUGACAUCCAGAAUGGGUGUGUCCUUGUGAAACAUCUGGAGGAGAUUUUCCAGCAUGAGAAACAGUUCAUCUCUAUCUGGGAGAUAAAGCACCAGCAGCUGUUAUGGGAAGACAAAGAGCUACUCCAGAGAGAACUGAAAGAAUUGCUGCAGAGGAGGCAAGAAGAAGUAACGCUUCUCAGAAAAGAGAAAACAGCAAUAGGAACCUUUCUGAGCAUGUGUAGGAAGGUGCAGGCAUAUGUGAAAGUGUAUGUAGGUGAAGUGGAAUGUCAACACUUGGAAGAUCUUCGCUCAAAAAGACUAAAUACAGUUGUGAAUGUGGGAAAGAGGCCCCUACAGACCUACUACAGCUUGAGCCCAGAGCUGAAAGAAUUUGCCCAGAAAAUGCACUCUCUUAAGGGUAGCCUGAUCUUCCAGCAGUUCUGGGAGGAAGCAGCACAGAAGGCAGGAGAGGAGUAUGAAAGUUCAGAAGAGGAGGACGACGACAUUGUUCCUGCAUUGGAUCUUGAUUAUGUUUUCAGAAGUCUGAUCUCCCCUUGUUUUGCAAGCUAUGAAAGGUUGUAUGAUGAUCUCAGAUCUGGAAGUCUCACACUUUCUGCAGUUGAUACAAUUUUUCAGGAAUUCACAAGUCAUCCUGAAGGUAUCAAAACUGAACUAAAUACCAUAUGUAAGCUUAGACCUGGAGAAGUCAGAGAUUGGGUUGAUGAGCGAUUUGAGCAGAUCCAGCAAUACCAUGAAAUGCAUUUAACUUUUGAUGCUGCGAAGAUCAUUGCCAGUGUCAAAGAGAGUUUAAACCUCUCUGGUGACUUCAGUAUCCUGGAAAACUUGUUGGACAUAACAGAAAAGCUUGAAUCAUACAAGACACAAAAGCUGGACUCCAUCAGCCCUGAGCUUAUGCAUGCCAAGAGACUGCUGCAGGGAAUCACUGUGAACCGUCGCAGGUGUCUGAGUGAGCUGGCCCAGCAGAAGGAGUUUGUUUGCUGGGUCAGAGAAGCACUGAAAGAUAUAAAUGAGCUGAAGGUAUUUGUAGACUUGGCCUCCAUCUCUGCUGGGGAGAAUGACAUGGAUGUGGACCGUGUGGCGUGUUUCCAUGACACUGUGCAUGGCUACUCUUCCCUGCUCUAUGAGCUUAGGCGAGAGUCAGGGUUUGAAGACUUCAUGUGCUGCUUGAAGAAGCUGUGGCGAGCCCUGGACAGUGAUGAGAAUCUUCCCGAGAAACUGCGUGCUUCAGCUCAACACUUAGAGUGGUUGAAAACAGUGAAGGAGAGCCACGGGUCUGUGGAGCUGUCAUCGCUGUCGCUGGCAGCAGCCAUCAACAGCAGAGGAAUAUAUGUUCUCGGAGCACCAGCUGACGACCAAAAGGUUUCUUUAGACAAUGUCCUGCGCUUCACCCUCCCAGGGAGCUCUGGGGAUCAUGAGGCAUCACGGAAAUACUCUUUGGCAGAGCUCCGUGAACUGCAGAACAAACUGAUGCUCAUGUCUGCAAAGGGAGAGCAAGGCUUGGAGGUGGAGAAGUUCUCUGAGAUCUUUUCCAAUGUCCAAAGACUUGCACAGGCCUUUAUAGACCUUUAUUCAGCUGGGAACAUGCUCUUCCACUCCUGGCUUGCUCAUGUGUAUUGUUCACCCAAAAGAGAAUCGUCUAUUCGUAUAGAUUUCUCUUUGGGACUGAUCCCAGUGCUAGAAGGGCGAGGAGAUACGGCAGCUCUACUCCCAGGCCUCUGCAAGACGAUGGAGAGUUUCCUGGAGGGUUGGAAAAGCUUCAUGUAUGAAAAACGAUUCCAGCAUUUCUACCUGAACUAUUACACUGCUGAGCAGCUGGUCUAUUUGUGCACAGAACUGGGGCAGGGGAUGCCCAGCCAGGGUGCCCUGAUGAUGCUUUCGUUCCUAAAGCAUAACUGCACGAAGCAGGAUGUCCUUAGAGCCUCCAGGAGUGAGGUGCCUCUCGGCUCCAGAAAGGCUGUUUCUGACUUCCAAGUGAUGCUGGCUGGGGAAAAGGACCUGACUGCACAGCUGGAGUGCAUCUGGGAGUGCUACAUGAGCAACAUGGGCUCCUUCCUUCCAAACUGCCUGGAUAUUGAUACACUUGGUGGGUGGCUGAAGAAUCUGGCCAGCUGGGAGAGAAAACAUGUCACACGAGACUUUCCACAGGAUCUUCUGUAUGUUGGUCAGCCUAACCUCAUCACGUGCCCUCGCGCUGAGGUGCUUACUUCUGCUCUGGCUAUUUACAUGAACAGCCCCAACCAGCCCCUUCCCACUUUUGAUGAAGUUCUCCUGUGCACUCCUCGGACCACUGCUGAGCAAGUGGAGCUCUUCCUCAGGAGGUGCCUCAUUCCCUGCAGUGGAGGAGAGAAAAUUUACACCAUGCUGUACGCAGAUGAGCUGAGUUAUGAUGUCAGCUGCAGAACAGAGGAGCUAUUCCAGCACCUCCAGCACUACAACAGCAUCUAUCGCCUCGUCAUUCUGUGCAACUGCGAGAGGGAGCACAGCUACAUCCCUUCUGUCUUCAGCCAGUACAAAGUGCACAUGAUACCCCAGAGGCCGCAAGCUGAAAUCCAGCAAUACCUUCAGCACCACUACAGAGUCACUCAGCCUUCAAGCUCAGCUGCUUCUGUGUUCAAGGACAAUAUGUGUGUUGGGAUUGUGUCCUCCAAAAGAGCUGGCGUGGGGAAGUCUCUGUAUGUGAAGAGGCUACAUGAGAGACUGCAAGCAGAGCACCCUGACUACACAAAACUCCUGAAAACCAUCAGACUCAUUGAACCAGAAUUAGAUGAAGAUAAAGUGCUAAAAUCUCUUCUGCCUUUUCAGAAGGGAAAACACCAGACAAAGCCGAUGAUAUUCCAUUUUGAUAUAACCUCUUCAGUACAAAGCGGAAUUCCAGAGUUUCUGUUCAAGCUGUUGGUUUUGCAGUAUCUGACAGAUAAUAAUGGGAAUAUGUGGCUACGACAGAAGUGCCAUUUGUAUAUCAUUGAAAUCCUUGAGGUAUCACCAGUGCCAAAGAAAGCAGCACGACAUAUGUCAGCAAGCCAGAAGUAUAGUUUCUUUGAUGUGUUCCCUAAAAUAACAUGCAAGUCUCCCAAGGAAGUACUAGAAAUGGAGACACUUGGGAACCAGUCUGGGGAUGUUUCAGACCCAGGAAUGGAUGAGGAGGAAUUUUGCAGUGAGGCUUUCCAGAGACCUUUCCAGUAUCUGAAAAGAUUUGACCAGGGGUGCAAUCUGGACACAUUCUGUUACAAAGAGCACUCUGUGGAAGGGAACCCCGCAGAAUGUCUGCAGCAGUUCCUCCUGCACUGUGGGAUCACAGAUCCCUCCUGGUCAGAACUCCGAAACUUCACAUGGUUUCUCAAUGUUCAGUUAAGAGACUGUGAAGAUUCUGACUUUUGCAACCCUGACUUUGUCCAGGACACUUUGCAAGGUUUCAAAAACUUUGUCGUUACCUUCAUGAUUUUAAUGGCAAGGGAUUUUGCAACACCGUCCCUAAACAUUUCUGAUCAAAGUUCAGGAAGGCAGUCCUCCAACCUGGAGAACAUUGCAGAAGAUGAUCUUCUUCCUUUCCGCAUUCGGAAAAAGUGGGAGUCUGAGCCUCAUCCAUAUUUGUUUUUCAAUGCAGAUCGUGUGUCCAUGACAUUCAUUGGUUUCCACUUUCAGCCUAAUGGCAGUGGUGGUGUUGAUGCAAUUAAUCCUUUGAAUGGCAACAUUAUCAAGAAAAAUGUCAUGACUUCACGGUUGUACGAGGGCUUGUUAUUCCAAAGAGUUCCCUUCAAUAUUCCAUUUGAUCAGUUGCCUCGUCAUGAGAAGCUAGAGAAACUUUGCAUGGUUUUGGGAAUCCCCUGGGUAAUAGACCCUGAUGAGACAUAUGAACUCACAACAGACAAUGUGCUAAAAAUGUUGGCUAUUGAGAUGCGAUUCAGAUGCAGCAUCCCGGUUGUCAUCAUGGGAGAAACAGGCUGUGGGAAAACCAGACUUAUAAAGUUUCUGUGCAAGUUACGCAGAAGCUAUGUAGAGGUAGAGAACAUGAAGCUUGUAAAAGUUCAUGGAGGUACUACUGCAGAGAUGAUUUAUGCCAGGAUCAAAGAAGCAGAAGCCCUUGCUAAAACCAAUAAGGAGCAGCAUGGGUUGGACACAGUCCUCUUUUUCGACGAAGCCAACACAACAGAGGCUGUAAGCAGCAUCAAGGAAGUUCUGUGUGACCGGACAGUACAGGGGAAGCCUUUGGUCUCUUGCUCUGGCUUGCAGAUCAUAGCAGCCUGCAACCCUUAUCGUAAGCACACACCAAAGAUGAUUCAGCGCCUGGAAUUAGCUGGAUUGGGCUACCGUGUCAAAGCAGAUGAGACAAAGGAUAAGCUUGGCUCUAUUCCACUGAGACAGCUUGUGUACCGGGUCCAUGCACUCCCACCCAGCAUGAUCCCAUUAGUGUGGGAUUUUGGGCAGCUGAACAACUUAACUGAAAAAAUGUAUAUACAACAGAUUGUACAGAGAGUUACUGAACACGUCCCCAUGAGGCAGUCUGAAGCAGAGGUAGUUACAGAAGUGCUUUUUGCUUCCCAGCAAUAUAUGAGGCAGAGGGACGAUGAAUGCAGCUUUGUCAGCCUGCGGGAUGUGGAACGCUGCAUGGAAGUUUUCAAGUGGUUUUACAAGCACAGUAAACUACUGCUGAGGGAACUGGAGAAGUACCUUGCUGAGAAGAGAGCUCCAAAGAGCACCGUUGAGAGAAACAAUGUUAUCUGGUCCUUAGUGCUGGCAAUCGGGGUCUGCUAUCAUGCAUCCUUGGAAAAGAAGGAGGCAUAUAGGAGUGCUAUCAGCCAGGUCCUUCCAAAACCUUAUGAUACCCAGAAAAAGAUUUUGGAAGAAAUCUCCCUGAUGCAGGACUUAUUCCUGAGUGGUGUGCACCUCCGAGAUACCAUAGCAAGAAACUUGGCCUUGAAGGAAAAUGUCUUUAUGAUGGUCAUCUGCAUCGAGUUGAAAAUCCCUCUUUUUCUUGUUGGAAAGCCCGGGAGCUCCAAAUCCCUUGCAAAAACCAUUGUGGCUGAUGCUAUGCAGGGCCAAGCAGCUCAUUCAGAUUUGUUCAAGGACCUGAAGCAGAUCCAUCUGGUGUCUUUUCAGUGCAGCCCUCUCUCCACUCCUGAGGGAAUCAUAGGCACUUUCAAGCACUGUGCUCGAUUCCAGGAAGGGAAGAACUUGGAUGAGUAUGUCUCAGUGGUGGUUUUGGAUGAGAUUGGGCUGGCAGAAGACUCUCCCAAAAUGCCCUUGAAGACUUUGCAUCCACUUUUGGAAGAUGGCUGCAUAGAUGAUGUCCCUCUUCCUCACAAAAAGGUUGGCUUCAUCGGGAUUUCCAACUGGGCUUUGGAUCCUGCUAAAAUGAAUCGAGGAAUCUUUGUCUCCCGUGGUGACCCCAGCAAAGAAGAGCUCAUAGAAAGUGCGAAGGGGAUUUGUUGCUCAGCACGAGGGGCUUUGCAGAAGGUUGAACAGUAUUUUUGUCACUUUGCAGAUGCAUAUGAAAAUAUUUGCAAGGCCCAAGCCAGGGAGUUCUUUGGUCUGCGUGACUACUACAGCCUUAUAAAGAUGUUUUUUGCCUUAGCUAAGAGCUCCAAAAGUGAGCCAACACCUCAAGACAUAGCUGAAGUUGUUCUUCGUAACUUUGGUGGCAAAGAUGAUGUCAAUGCCUUGGAAAUAUUCACCUCACAACUACCAGAAAAAGGAGAAAUACAUGCUCACGAUAUCAGUAGAAUUGAGCUGGUACGACAAAAUAUUUACAGCAGUGGUCAGGAUGGUGAUUGCAGGUACCUGCUUGUGUUGACUGAGAAUUAUGCAGCACUGCAGAUCCUCCAGCAAGCUUUUUUUACUGCCCGGCAGCAGCCAGAAAUUAUCUUUGGCUCCAGUUUCCCUAAGGACCAAGAGUAUACCCAGAUAUGCAGGAACAUCAACCGUGUGAAGGUCUGCAUGGAAACUGGCCAAAUGGUCGUGCUCCUCAACUUGCAAAAUCUUUAUGAAAGCCUCUAUGAUGCCCUCAAUCAAUACUACGUGUACCUUGCUGGCCAGAAGUAUGUUGACUUGGGACUGGGCACCCACCGGGUGAAGUGCAGGGUGCACCCGAAGUUCCGUUUGAUAGUCAUCGAGGAGAAAGAUGUGGUAUAUAAGCACUUUCCCAUCCCACUGAUCAACAGGCUGGAAAAGCACUACCUGGAUAUCAGUACUGUCCUGGACAAGGGGCAAAGAGAAACUGUGCAAGAGCUGAAGAAGUGGGUUCAUGAGUUCACUGCAGCCAAUACAGAAGAGCACUUCAUAAGCAAGCAGAAAUACAGCCCUUCUGAUGUGUUUGUGGGCUACCACUCCAAUACCUGUGCCUCAGUGGUCCUGCAGACAACAGAAAGGCUGAAACCAGUGUGUCCUCCUAGUGAGCUCAUGUUCCGCGUGAAGAAAGAAGCCCAGCUGGCAUUGCUGAACUGCGCCACCCCGGACUCUGUGAUCCGCCUCUGCAACUCAGUGGGUUUGUUUAUGGUGGAUUCUCUGGCCAAUAUAUACUUCAAGCAGCAGCAACACACGUCAUUUGCAGACUUCCUCCGAGCUCACGUCCACGCUGGGUCUGGGUACCAAACGGUCUUUACAGAGGUCACCACCUUCUCGAGGCUUCUCACCAGUGCUGAUGCUGCUUGCCUGGAGAGGGAAGUGCAGGGUAAAGCGCAAAGGCCUCAAAUCCUGCUCCUGCAGCAGUUUGACACAGAGUACUCAUUCCUGAAGGGCAUCCGAGAUUUCCUUCAUGCCACAUCAGGAAAUAAAGUCCUUAUUAUUCAGACGGACUUUGAAGAUGGCUCUCAAAAUGCCCAGCUCAUCGCCUCAGCCAAAUACACUGUUGUUAAUGAAAUCAACAAGGUGGACCUGGGAGAAGUCUCUGUCUUCGUUUACUUUAUUGUGAAGCUUUCCCGGGUGGAAGGAGGAACGUCCUACGUGGGAUUCCAUGGAGGACUGUGGCAGUCAGUGCAUAUAGACGAUCUCCGCAGAUCCAAAGACAUGAUCUCCGAUAUGACUGCCCUGCAGAACCUCACCAUCAGCCAGAUGUUCUGUGAGGAUUCAGGUCAAACCAAAGUUGCAGCUCUGUCUGUGAAUGGAGAAGAACAGGAGGAAAACGAGGUGGAGGUUGAAACACCAGUGCCAGAAGCAGAGCGCUAUGAGGGUGAAAUCCUGGACACCACAGUACUGCUGAGGACCUGUGUACAAAGUGCUGUGGGGAUGCUACGGGACCAAAAUGAAGAUCUUAGUCGAAGCAGAAAGCGAAUUAAGAUUCUCCUUGGCCUUCUGUCCAAAGAGGAUGACAUGAAAGCCUCUUUCCUGAAGAUAACAAAGGCUCGUCUCUCCAACCUUUUGAAGAAGCAAGAAGAAAAUUCUCUUAAUCCAAAAAACUGGGUGCUUCGGGAGGCUUCCAACCUCAGUGCUCUCCAGGAGGCAGGCACCUUCAGGCACACCUUGUGGAAGCGAGUCCAGAACGUGAUCACUCCAUUCCUGGCUCUCCUGAUUGCUGUCAUAGACAGAAAUGGCAAUCUGGAGCUGUUGGUCAGGCCGGCAGCUGAGUGGGUGACAAACCUGUGGAUGUUCAUCUUCAGUGAUACAAAACUCCUGACAGUCCCUUACGGUGUGGGUAAGAACAGCUCUCAGCCAGAGAUAAUUCUGGUGCAGAACAACAUGACGGUGUCUGCUGAUGCUGGGAAUGAGAUGCCGUUCAGCUGGAGAAUAAAGGAGUACUUGGAUGAGAUGUGGUUGGAAGCUCAAUACAUCCAAAACACUGAAGACCAAGCUGAGAAGUUUGUGGAUAUCUUCCAGAAAACUGCACUGGGAAAAUUUAUCUCUGCUCUGACUGAGAAAGAAAGGCAGAUGCUUUUCCAGUGCUAUAUCACAGACUUUAUUGUCUUGACCAUUGGUGUGUCCUCCCUAGAGGAGCUGCAGUGUCUGCGAAUUGCAUUCUUAUCCUGCAUAGAGGAAUGGAAGGCAACACCUCCCAGAAGAGAGGAGACGGUGCCAUCCUUGCCUUGGGUCCACCUUGGAUACAACCAGUUCAAGAGCCGCCUGCAGAACUUUUCUAGGAUCCUGGCUGUACACCCCGGUGUGGUUGACUACCUUAUUAACCAGGAAGGAUAUGGAAUACCACACUCAGAGAUGGUUUUAGAUGUGUUAGCUGCAAUGGUAUGUGCUGAAGAGCUGGAGAAUCAAGUGCAGACAGCCCAUCCAGAGAUCUGGCUGCAGAAAGUGAAGAAUCUUCAUAUGCCUAUUGAAUUUCUUUGUAAAGAGAAGGAUUUACAGAGGAGUGGGAGUCGGUGCCAUCAGUUGCUAAAGGAACUUGAAGUCUGCUGGAACCGGGUUUUUGCCAUGUCUCUGUUUGUAGAACACGUGUUGUUUGGCAUCAACACUCUGAUGCCAGAAUUUGAGAAGUUAGUGAAAAAAUAUACUUUGCUUCUUGCCAAGUGUUUUCAGCAAGAUUCAGACAUGAAGACUCAUCCAACUUUUGUUGCAGUGAUGAAAGUACUGUGCCAAUGUAAGGAUGAAGUCAGCAGCAGGCUCUACAGAUAUGGUCUGAAGUCAUGUCCGAUCUGCCUAGGAGAGCCGAAGGAUCCAGUCUGCCUGCCUUGCUCCCAUGUGUUCUGUGAGAAGUGCAUCAGAAUGUGGCUAGUACCAGCACAGAUGCAUUGUCCAUACUGCAGAGUUGCCAUGGAGGACGUUCAUUUAAAUGUCUCCGUGGAGCUCAGAGAUGCCAUAGCAAGAAAUGCCCUGUUCCGGCAGAGAUGCAAUAAUUUCUUCAUAGAUGUGGUCACCACCAUGUGCUUCAAGGACAAUGAACCCCCUGAGGCAGAGGUGAUCCAAGAGCUCCUUAAUCUGCUGUUUGUUCAUAGAAGCCUCCUGAAAGGUUCAGAUCACCCUGCUAUCUAUACAAAAUUUCUGUCCCCAUUUAAUGAUGAAGUGGAUGAAACUCCCAUUAUCCGCUCAGUAAUGCUGAAGCUCCUCUUGAAGUACAGCUUCAAUGAAGUGAAAAAUGAUGUGCAACACUACCUGUCCCGGGUAGAGCACAACGAGAUCCUAGAGAAAAAUGAUAAAAAAGAACUCUACUUGCUUUUUGUCAACUGCUUGGAGGAUUCUAUGUGUGAAAAGUCUGAGGGCAGCCUUGGAUAUGAGCAUAUAAACUAUCUGCCUGGAGACAGAGGCUUUCCAGAGAACUAUCUCCCACAGAAUGAUCGAGAAACUCCUCAGGAAUCAUCCGUUGAAUAUCUGCAGGCAGUAGCCAAGGUUCGCUUGUACCUGAGUAAGGCUGCAGAGCUGCUUUUUGACUUGCAUGAGCACACAGAGCAAGACCAGAUAGAGGAGAAGCAGCGUUACCUGGCGAACGUGAGGGUGUUCUGUAGCCUUGCCAAGAAUGACUGGCAUCGUGUUUACCUAGUCCGGAAAAUUGCUAGUCAGUAUGGGAUGGCAUUUGCUCAGAAGCUUGUCACAGAGGCACGGUUUAACUGGGUGUUCCCAGUGGAAAUUCUGCAACAGGUACAGAACAGCCAGUCUAAUCACAUCGAUCGUUACCUGGCAUGUGGCGAGAAUUACAGAGUCCUGCGUGAUGCUGUGGGGAAAGCCGUGAUUGAGUGUAAGACUGAGGGUCUUCUGGAGGCAGAGAAGGCAUCUAGCAGCUCCCCGACUGUAAAAUCUGUCCAUCUGCUCCUGGCUAUUUUCAGAGAGGUCACUGCCCUGUAUGGAGUUAGUGACUCAAGUCUUCAUCCCAAACAGCAGCAAACAGGUGCUAUGACUACAUUCAUCCAGAACUCCCAAGUCCUGAAUUCUGCAGACCUGCAGCACUUUGCAGCUUCUCUUGUGAUGAAUGCACUGCCAUCUCUGACAGUGGAUCCUGAAAGCUUCGGCCGCAAUGGACCGCUAAUUGAAAUGGCUGUUCAUACCGCAGCUGUUUUGCUGUGCGGGCAGAACCCCGUCCUGCAGCCCCUGAAGAAUCUGGCAUUCCAUCCACACACCAUGGGGCACUCUUUUCUGCCUACAAUGCCAGAAGAUAUAAUGGCUCAGGCUCGGGCUUGGGAAGGAAUGGCCACUCUGCGCUGGUACACAUGUCCAAAUGGCCACCCCUGCACUGUAGGAGAGUGUGGUCGCCCCAUGGAAACUAGCUGCUGUCCCGACUGUGGUGCCCGAAUUGGAGGGGAACACCAUAAACCACUGCCUGGCUUUCAAGUAUUCCGGAGUAAUGAAGACAGGACUCAAACUGGCCACGUACUUGGAGAUGCACAACACAGAAAAACAACAGGAGUGUCUGAUCGGGCCAUGUCCCCAGUUGUCUUCGUUCUGAUACGCUUGCUUACACAUUUGACAAUGUUGCUGGGAGCCACAAAAGAUCCUCAGUCAUUGCGAAAGAUUAUCAAGCCACCGGUGCGCAACUCAGUGAAUUUCCUGCAGCAGCAUAUUCAGGAGGACUUGGCACAGCUGACAAAAAUUUUGGGGAAGAGUGUGGAUGAGACUAUCAACAUCCUUCAUCUUGUCCUCGGCAGCCUCCUCAAGGACCCUCAUCAGCACCCAGGCCAGUGGCCAGUUCAGUUUGAUGAUGUGCUCUCUACUAAACAGAAGAGAAACAAAUGGGAAGAAAUUGUUGCAAACACAAUUAUCGUUCCUGAAUUGGAGGAUUUGGAUAAAAAACUUCUGAAGUUAAAUAGACAAAUACAAGAAGAUGAGAGAAUUUCUUCCAAUCCAAUAGUGAAAAUGGUGUAUGGUGACCCAGUCACUUUCCUGUCCCAGCUGCCAAAGGACAGUCACAUACAUCAUUCCAAGAUGUGGAGCUGCCGAAAGAGGAUUUCAGUGGAGAACCUGGGCCACGUAGUCCAGCAAAAGAAUGCCAAGGACACUGUCCCUCUCCUUUGGAAGUUUCUACAGAAGGAAACAGAACUGAGGCUGGUUAAAUUCUUACCAGAGAUUCUGGCUCUGCAGAGAGACUUGGUGAGGCGAUUUCAGAACACCGCUGAUGUCAAGCACUGCUCGAUCAGAGACUUCCUCAGCGAACCCCUCUCAGAUGUGAUGAGGGACCUGUUACAGAGGAGAGUGAAUGUGUUUCUGUCUGUCUGGAACAAGUUAAGAAGCUCGCUGGACACCAAUGGGGAAAUUAAGCUUCCUAAAGGCUACUGUGAUGCUGACCUGACCCUGGACAGCAACCUUGAGGUCAUUCUGCCACGUCGACAGGGGCUGGGCCUCUGCUCCACAGCCUUAGUCAGUUAUCUCAUUAGUCUGCACAAUGACUUUAUCCACUCAGUGAACAAACACAUCAAGGAAGAUGAUAGGUACUUGAUCAGUCCGUCAGAAGUGGCUGACCUGCACUUGAUCAGUUAUGAGGUUGAGAGAGACCUGAUUCCUCUGAUCUUAUCCAACUGCCAAUACAGCAUGGAGAAGGGAGGGGAAACAUUGCAGGACUUUGAUCUGAAGAGGAUCCAGCAGCAAGUCAUCAGCAAGUUCCUGCAGGGGAAACCUCUCAUCACCCUAACGGGAAUACCUACCCUCGUGUACAGACAUGACCGGAAUUAUGAACAGCUCUUCAAUGAUGUCAGGAACAAGGUGGAUCAGAGUGCUCUCCCCAGUUCUGUGAUGAACAUGAUCAGUGGGGAACUACAGUCUUAUAGUGAUGUCUGUGAUGCUCUGUCUGUCACUGAAAUUACCUUGGGAUUCCUGGCCAUGGCUGGAGAGAAUGCUGAAAUGCUUCUGACUGACUACAUAGAAAAAGUUCUGCAGAUGGGUGAUCAGACAAACCCCCAUGUACUGCAGGCCCUUAAACGAUGCCACCUAAAGCACAACAUAGCCCUAUGGCAACUUCUCUCUACCCAAAAAUCUGAGCAGCUUCUGCGCCUCAAAAGGGAUCCUUUUGUAGACAUCAGUACAGUCUACAAAGCUGAGCUCCGUCCAGAGAUUGCCAAGCUCCUCAGCACCUUCCUUGUCCACUCAAGGCUGGAAACCUUCCUGCAGGAGCUCCAUGAAAUGAUCAUCCUGAAGCUGAGACGUGUCCAAGCUGUGGAUGAAUUCAGACCCACCUGGAGCCUGAAGGAAUCGCUCAUUCCUUACCUGGAUGCGAAAGACUCUGAGUUAGCUACAGAGCUGCAAGAGCUGUUCCCAGAUAAGAUUCUUCUCUCUCACGCUAUUGCUACAUGGAAAGCAGCCGCUCUCUUCAAAAGAGAGCGCAGGGAAAGCUAGGACUAGCACUCUCAUCUUCCUCACAGACAGGGAAUUCUACUGCCACAACCAUGUGGUGUUGGUGAGGGUGCUGGUUGUUGGUUUUUUGGGUUCGUUGAUUGCUUUUUGGAUAUGGGGUUGGGUUUUUUUACUAAUUAUGACACAAAGAUGAGAUGCUUUCAUGCCUCGGAAGGAGGGUGGAGAAGCAGGAGGCUGCAUAGUGAUGCCUUGAGGCGUCUCUGCUGCUUAGAAAAAAACCCCACCACAACCCUGAAGCCACCUGAUAAAGAUGAAGGAUUGUUUUUAAAAACC
Gavia stellata (red-throated loon) is the source of this 15693-nucleotide messenger RNA. It is a transcript of the gene RNF213, whose product is annotated as ring finger protein 213. Gene Ontology annotation, biological process: ubiquitin-dependent protein catabolic process; sprouting angiogenesis; negative regulation of non-canonical Wnt signaling pathway. The record is from RefSeq and is a predicted model, not a curated record. Bases 1 to 15402 code for a protein of 5133 amino acids. Lineage: Eukaryota; Metazoa; Chordata; Aves; Gaviiformes; Gaviidae. Gene Ontology annotation, cellular component: nucleolus; cytosol; membrane. The transcript is spliced from 65 exons. Gene Ontology annotation, molecular function: ubiquitin-protein transferase activity; ATP hydrolysis activity; ATP binding.